AUGCGGAGGGGCGAGCGCAGGGACGCCGGGGGUCCGCGGCCCGAGUCCCCGGUGCCCGCGGGCAAGGCCUCGCUGGAGGAGCCGCCUGACGGGCCGUCUGCCGGCCAAGCCACCGGGCCGGGCGAGGGCCGCCGCAGCACCGAGUCCGAGGUCUACGACGACGGCACCAACACCUUCUUCUGGCGAGCCCACACCUUAACCGUGCUCUUCAUCCUCACCUGUACACUUGGCUACGUGACGCUGCUGGAGGAAACACCUCAGGACACGGCCUACAACACCAAGAGAGGUAUUGUGGCCAGUAUUUUGGUUUUCUUAUGUUUUGGAGUCACACAAGCUAAAGACGGGCCAUUUUCCAGACCUCAUCCAGCUUACUGGAGGUUUUGGCUCUGCGUGAGUGUGGUCUACGAGCUGUUUCUCAUCUUUAUACUCUUCCAGACUGUCCAGGACGGCCGGCAGUUUCUGAAGUAUGUUGACCCCAAGCUGGGAGUCCCACUGCCAGAGAGAGACUACGGGGGAAAUUGCCUCAUCUACGACCCAGACAAUGAGACUGACCCCUUUCACAACAUCUGGGACAAGCUGGAUGGCUUUGUUCCCGCGCACUUUCUUGGCUGGUACCUGAAGACCCUGAUGAUCCGAGACUGGUGGAUGUGCAUGAUCGUCAGCGUGAUGUUCGAGUUCCUGGAGUACAGCCUGGAGCACCAGCUGCCCAACUUCAGCGAGUGCUGGUGGGAUCACUGGAUCAUGGACGUGCUCAUCUGCAACGGGCUGGGCAUCUACUGCGGCAUGAAGACCCUCGAGUGGCUGUCCCUGAAGACGUACAAGUGGCAGGGCCUCUGGAACAUACCGACCUACAAGGGCAAGAUGAAGAGGAUCGCCUUCCAGUUCACGCCCUACAGCUGGGUUCGCUUCGAGUGGAAGCCGGCCUCCAGCCUGCGUCGCUGGCUGGCCGUGUGCGGCAUCAUCCUGGUGUUCCUGUUGGCAGAACUGAACACGUUCUACCUGAAGUUUGUGCUGUGGAUGCCCCCAGAGCACUACCUAGUCCUCCUGCGGCUCGUCUUCUUCGUGAAUGUGGGUGGCGUGGCCAUGCGCGAGAUCUACGACUUCAUGGAUGACCCGAAGCCCCACAAGAAGCUGGGCCCGCAGGCCUGGCUGGUGGCGGCCAUUACGGCCACGGAGCUGCUCAUCGUGGUGAAGUACGACCCCCACACGCUCACCCUGUCCCUGCCCUUCUACAUCUCUCAGUGCUGGACCCUCGGCUCCGUCCUGGUGCUCACCUGGACCAUCUGGCGCUUCUUCCUGCGAUCCAGGCUUCUCAGGGCUCCCGUCUGCCACGGCUGCUGUCCCAGGGCCAGGGUACCCGGCCCCCACCCAGCCCAUCCCGGACCUCCACAGGGACUAGGUGCCAGCUGUCCGUGGGGCCUGCAGUGGGGCUGGUGUGGGGGCAGGUCGUGACGCUGCAUCCCACCCCCCAGGGACAUCACCUUGAGGUACAAGGAGACCCGGCGGCAGAAGCGGCAGAACAAGGAUGACCAGGGCAGCGCCGUCAGCAACGGGGACCAGCACCCGCCGGGGCUGGACGAAGACCUGCUGGGGCCUGGGGUGGCCGAGGGCGAGGGGCCACCAACUCCAAACUGACCUGGGCCGUGGCUGCCUCGUGAGCCUCCCAGAGCCCAGGCCUCCGUGGCCUCCUCCCGUGUGAGUCCCACCAGGAGCCACGUGCCCGGCCUUGCCCUCAAGGUUUUUUCCUUUUCUCCCGUGCACCUGGCAAGGUUGAAGGCGAGGGGUGGAGGAGGCCCCAGCACAGCCUCAUCUCCAUGUGUACACGUGCACGUGUGUGUGUACGCGUGUGGCCGCCUGUGGUGUGCACAUGUGCUCUGGGCUCCGAGGCUUCUCCAGAGCCAGGAGCUGGCUGGCGUGGCAAGGGCAUGCUCUGGGGCAGCGUGUCCCUCAGGAACCAGGGUCCUCCCUCCCCUUUCUGCCUGGUCAGCCCCGUGGCCUCUGGCCCACCAAGCUCCCUGUCACCCAGCCAUAGCGUGGCCCAGGCAGGGACAUCUCGGUACCCCUUCUGCACUCCGUGGGCCCUGGGUGCGCUGAGGCCUGGAGGCGUCUACACUGGCUCCGCAUCCACCUCCCCGCAGCUCGUGUGGGGCGCUCAUCCACAAACACCCCAUGGCUGAGAGGCAGGGGAUCCAGGCGGCGACGCUGAGCCACCUCCGAGCCUUCCUUUCACACAGACCACCCUGGAGGACACGUGGAUGAUGGGGUCAGAGAUCACUGAGCUGCCCCUCAAGGGGGCCUGGAACCCAGGCGCUGGGGUCACGCCUCUGUGGUUCCGAGUUGAGGGUCGUCUUCACGAGCAGAGAGAACCAAUAAAGUGACAGCGAACGCCUGAGGCUUCCCGCCCUC
Pongo pygmaeus (Bornean orangutan) is the source of this 2406-nucleotide messenger RNA. RefSeq names its product phosphatidylserine synthase 2 (gene PTDSS2). Gene Ontology annotation, biological process: phosphatidylserine biosynthetic process. Bases 1 to 1452 code for a protein of 483 amino acids. The transcript has 12 exons. Gene Ontology annotation, molecular function: L-serine-phosphatidylethanolamine phosphatidyltransferase activity. Lineage: Eukaryota; Metazoa; Chordata; Mammalia; Primates; Hominidae. The record is from RefSeq and is a predicted model, not a curated record.